Messenger RNA from Schistosoma haematobium, 6843 nucleotides. RefSeq lists its product as uncharacterized. The record is from RefSeq and is a predicted model, not a curated record. Bases 5291 to 5620 code for a protein of 109 amino acids. NCBI's taxonomy places the organism in Eukaryota, Metazoa, Platyhelminthes, Trematoda, Strigeidida, Schistosomatidae. The transcript has a single exon.
UUUCUAGCUGUUUGCAGAAUAUAUUUUCCAUACCAAGCUUGGACUUCUCCUUCUAGAUAGCGGGGCUGGGACGCAUCAAUAGCUAGAUUACUGGUCUUUGGUCACUGAGUCUUGUUCUCAUUCGCAGAGUAAGUGAACUCGUGAAGCUUCAAACCUAACAAUUUGGCGACGGUAGUUUUGGAAAGAUGAAUCCUUCUAAACUUGAAUUAUUACUCCAGCAGCAGAUGAAACUUAUUCAAAUGUUAGCAGAUGCAAAGCUUACGUCUAAUCCUCAACCAAGCAGUUCUAAUCCUACUACUACUGCACCAUCAGUUGAUGGUAUUGCUAACAGUAUCUCCGAGUUUCAUUACGAUCCAGAAUCCAAUGUCACGUUUGAUAUGUAGUUUCGACGUUACGAAGACUUAUUCAAAUUCGACUUUACUAAUCAGGAUGAUGCUUGGAAGGUCCGCUUGCUGCUUAGAAAGUUGGAUCCUAGUGAACUAGACAGUGUCAGCAAGCAGCUAAGUGUAACGUGAAAGUACUGCCGGUCCCAUGGCCACAGCCUGAGUAUCCCUGGUCCAGGAUACAUGUCGAUUUCGCAGGCCCAACUAAUGGAAUCACCUAUUUAGUCGUUGUUGACGCCUUUUCGAAAUGGCCAGAAAUCGUUCCCGUCAUGCCACCAACGACAAGCCAAACAAUGCAACUUUUGACAGAGAUGUUCUCCCGCAACGGAUUACCGGAUAUAAUCGCAUCCGACAAUGGUUCGCAAUUCACUUCAAGUCAAUUUCAAGAAUUUUGCAAACGCCUAUCGAUCAAGCAUUUCCGCUCUCCACCUUACCACCCACAGUCAAAUGGCCAGGCAGAAAGAUUUGUGGAUAGAUUCAAGAGAGCUCUAAUGAAGUCGAAAGGAGAGGGGACGCCAGUAGAAACACUGUAGAAUUUCUUGUUUGUUUACCGAACAACACCUAAUGAUGUGCUACUACAGCAGAAGUCCCCGGCAGAGAUCCUGAUGGGAAGGAAAUUGAGGACGAUCCAUAAUCUGGUGUGCCCAAGAACCAAACCACCACCAUCUCAGACCAAAUCUCAGAAGCUUCCAGCGUACGAGGUCUGAUGCCCGGUGUUCGUUCGAGACUACAGAGCAAAUCAUGGUCCUUGGAUCGAAGCACGUGUGGUUGGAAGACUAGACCAAGUUAUGUACGAGGUAAAGGUGGGAAGAGACACGUGGACUAGACACCGAAACCAACUAUGGAAGCGGAUAGCCCCAGACCACCCAUCAACAGGAGUAAAUCUUCCCCUCGACACCUUGCUUGAUACUUUCAACUUACCUGCAGCCCCACCACAAGGGGCUCAACAGCAAGCUGAUCCCCAUCCCAGAAGGUGGCCUCUCUGUCAGCGGCGAACUACAGUCAAGAUGCAAGUCCACCCCAGAAAAGUACGCUAUUAAAAGGGGAGGAGUGUUGAGGACAGUAUAUCCCCAAAAUUCACAUUUGUAAUUUUAUCAUAUCGAUUAAGUGUUUAAAUAUUUGAAUGGAAGCCAAUUGAUGAACUUAUCGAUUAAAUGAUUAAAUAGCAGUCAAUUGGCGAACUUAUCGAUUAAAUAUUUGAAUGCCUGUCGAUUGAUGAACUCAAUGAGUAAUGUUUAAAAACAUUUUACUAGGACAUUAUCGAUUAUAUAUAUAUUCGUAUAUAUACGUUUUAAAUUGUGUUUGUGGGCUCGCUCGUUUUCUAGCUGUUUGCAGAAUAUAUUUUCCAUACCAAGCUUGGACUUCUCCUUCUAGAUAGCGGGGCUGGGACGCAUCAAUAGCUAGAUUACUGGUCUUUGGUCACUGAGUCUUGUUCUCAUUCGCAGAGUAAGUGAACUCGUGAAGCUUCAAACCUAACAAUUUGGCGACGGUAGUUUUGGAAAGAUGAAUCCUUCUAAACUUGAAUUAUUACUCCAGCAGCAGAUGAAACUUAUUCAAAUGUUAGCAGAUGCAAAGCUUACGUCUAAUCCUCAACCAAGCAGUUCUAAUCCUACUACUACUGCACCAUCAGUUGAUGGUAUUGCUAACAGUAUCUCCGAGUUUCAUUACGAUCCAGAAUCCAAUGUCACGUUUGAUAUGUAGUUUCGACGUUACGAAGACUUAUUCAAAUUCGACUUUACUAAUCAGGAUGAUGCUUGGAAGGUCCGCUUGCUGCUUAGAAAGUUGGAUCCUAGUGAACUAGACAGUGUCAGCAAGCAGCUAAGUGUAACGUGAAAGUACUGCCGGUCCCAUGGCCACAGCCUGAGUAUCCCUGGUCCAGGAUACAUGUCGAUUUCGCAGGCCCAACUAAUGGAAUCACCUAUUUAGUCGUUGUUGACGCCUUUUCGAAAUGGCCAGAAAUCGUUCCCGUCAUGCCACCAACGACAAGCCAAACAAUGCAACUUUUGACAGAGAUGUUCUCCCGCAACGGAUUACCGGAUAUAAUCGCAUCCGACAAUGGUUCGCAAUUCACUUCAAGUCAAUUUCAAGAAUUUUGCAAACGCCUAUCGAUCAAGCAUUUCCGCUCUCCACCUUACCACCCACAGUCAAAUGGCCAGGCAGAAAGAUUUGUGGAUAGAUUCAAGAGAGCUCUAAUGAAGUCGAAAGGAGAGGGGACGCCAGUAGAAACACUGUAGAAUUUCUUGUUUGUUUACCGAACAACACCUAAUGAUGUGCUACUACAGCAGAAGUCCCCGGCAGAGAUCCUGAUGGGAAGGAAAUUGAGGACGAUCCAUAAUCUGGUGUGCCCAAGAACCAAACCACCACCAUCUCAGACCAAAUCUCAGAAGCUUCCAGCGUACGAGGUCUGAUGCCCGGUGUUCGUUCGAGACUACAGAGCAAAUCAUGGUCCUUGGAUCGAAGCACGUGUGGUUGGAAGACUAGACCAAGUUAUGUACGAGGUAAAGGUGGGAAGAGACACGUGGACUAGACACCGAAACCAACUAUGGAAGCGGAUAGCCCCAGACCACCCAUCAACAGGAGUAAAUCUUCCCCUCGACACCUUGCUUGAUACUUUCAACUUACCUGCAGCCCCACCACAAGGGGCUCAACAGCAAGCUGAUCCCCAUCCCAGAAGGUGGCCUCUCUGUCAGCGGCGAACUACAGUCAAGAUGCAAGUCCACCCCAGAAAAGUACGCUAUUAAAAAGGGGAGGAGUGUUGAAGACAGUAUAUCCCCAAAAUUCACAUUUGUAAUUUUAUCAUAUCGAUUAAGUGUUUAAAUAUUUGAAUGGAAGCCAAUUGAUGAACUUAUCGAUUAAAUGAUUAAAUAGCAGUCAAUUGGCGAACUUAUCGAUUAAAUAUUUGAAUGCCUGUCGAUUGAUGAACUCAAUGAGUAAUGUUUAAAAACAUUUUACUAGGACAUUAUCGAUUAUAUAUAUAUUCGUAUAUAUACGUUUUAAAUUGUGUUUGUGGGCUCGCUCGUUUUCUAGCUGUUUGCAGAAUAUAUUUUCCAUACCAAGCUUGGACUUCUCCUUCUAGAUAGCGGGGCUGGGACGCAUCAAUAGCUAGAUUACUGGUCUUUGGUCACUGAGUCUUGUUCUCAUUCGCAGAGUAAGUGAACUCGUGAAGCUUCAAACCUAACAAUUUGGCGACGGUAGUUUUGGAAAGAUGAAUCCUUCUAAACUUGAAUUAUUACUCCAGCAGCAGAUGAAACUUAUUCAAAUGUUAGCAGAUGCAAAGCUUACGUCUAAUCCUCAACCAAGCAGUUCUAAUCCUACUACUACUGCACCAUCAGUUGAUGGUAUUGCUAACAGUAUCUCCGAGUUUCAUUACGAUCCAGAAUCCAAUGUCACGUUUGAUAUGUAGUUUCGACGUUACGAAGACUUAUUCAAAUUCGACUUUACUAAUCAGGAUGAUGCUUGGAAGGUCCGCUUGCUGCUUAGAAAGUUGGAUCCUAGUGAACUAGACAGUGUCAGCAAGCAGCUAAGUGUAACGUGAAAGUACUGCCGGUCCCAUGGCCACAGCUUGAGUAUCCCUGGUCCAGGAUACAUGUCGAUUUCGCAGGCUCAACUAAUGGAAUCACCUAUUUAGUCGUUGUUGACGCCUUUUCGAAAUGGCCAGAAAUCGUUCCCGUCAUGCCACCAACGACAAGCCAAACAAUGCAACUUUUGACAGAGAUGUUCUCCCGCAACGGAUUACCGGAUAUAAUCUCAUCCGACAAUGGUUCGCAAUUCACUUCAAGUCAAUUUCAAGAAUUUUGCAAACGCCUAUCGAUCAAGCAUUUCCGCUCUCCACCUUACCACCCACAGUCAAAUGGCCAGGCAGAAAGAUUUGUGGAUAGAUUCAAGAGAGCUCUAAUGAAGUCGAAAGGAGAGGGGACGCCAGUAGAAACACUGUAGAAUUUCUUGUUUGUUUACCGAACAACACCUAAUGAUGUGCUACUACAGCAGAAGUCCCCGGCAGAGAUCCUGAUGGGAAGGAAAUUGAGGACGAUCCAUAAUCUGGUGUGCCCAAGAACCAAACCACCACCAUCUCAGACCAAAUCUCAGAAGCUUCCAGCGUACGAGGUCUGAUGCCCGGUGUUCGUUCGAGACUACAGAGCAAAUCAUGGUCCUUGGAUCGAAGCACGUGUGGUUGGAAGACUAGACCAAGUUAUGUACGAGGUAAAGGUGGGAAGAGACACGUGGACUAGACACCGAAACCAACUAUGGAAGCGGAUAGCCCCAGACCACCCAUCAACAGGAGUAAAUCUUCCCCUCGACACCUUGCUUGAUACUUUCAACUUACCUGCAGCCCCACCACAAGGGGCUCAACAGCAAGCUGAUCCCCAUCCCAGAAGGUGGCCUCUCUGUCAGCGGCGAACUACAGUCAAGAUGCAAGUCCACCCCAGAAAAGUACGCUAUUAAAAAGGGGAGGAGUGUUGAGGACAGUAUAUCCCCAAAAUUCACAUUUGUAAUUUUAUCAUAUCGAUUAAGUGUUUAAAUAUUUGAAUGGAAGCCAAUUGAUGAACUUAUCGAUUAAAUGAUUAAAUAGCAGUCAAUUGGCGAACUUAUCGAUUAAAUAUUUGAAUGCCUGUCGAUUGAUGAACUCAAUGAGUAAUGUUUAAAAACAUUUUACUAGGACAUUAUCGAUUAUAUAUAUAUUCGUAUAUAUACGUUUUAAAUUGUGUUUGUGGGCUCGCUCGUUUUCUAGCUGUUUGCAGAAUAUAUUUUCCAUACCAAGCUUGGACUUCUCCUUCUAGAUAGCGAGGCUGGGACGCAUCAAUAGCUAGAUUACUGGUCUUUGGUCACUGAGUCUUGUUCUCAUUCGCAGAGUAAGUGAACUCGUGAAGCUUCAAACCUAACAAUUUGGCGACGGUAGUUUUGGAAAGAUGAAUCCUUCUAAACUUGAAUUAUUACUCCAGCAGCAGAUGAAACUUAUUCAAAUGUUAGCAGAUGCAAAGCUUACGUCUAAUCCUCAACCAAGCAGUUCUAAUCCUACUACUACUGCACCAUCAGUUGAUGGUAUUGCUAACAGUAUCUCCGAGUUUCAUUACGAUCCAGAAUCCAAUGUCACGUUUGAUAUGCAGUUUCGACGUUACGAAGACUUAUUCAAAUUCGACUUUACUAAUCAGGAUGAUGCUUGGAAGGUCCGCUUGCUGCUUAGAAAGUUGGAUCCUAGUGAACUAGACAGUGUCAGCAAGCAGCUAAGUGUAACGUGAAAGUACUGCCGGUCCCAUGGCCACAGCUUGAGUAUCCCUGGUCCAGGAUACAUGUCGAUUUCGCAGGCUCAACUAAUGGAAUCACCUAUUUAGUCGUUGUUGACGCCUUUUCGAAAUGGCCAGAAAUCGUUCCCGUCAUGCCACCAACGACAAGCCAAACAAUGCAACUUUUGACAGAGAUGUUCUCCCGCAACGGAUUACCGGAUAUAAUCGCAUCCGACAAUGGUUCGCAAUUCACUUCAAGUCAAUUUCAAGAAUUUUGCAAACGCCUAUCGAUCAAGCAUUUCCGCUCUCCACCUUACCACCCACAGUCAAAUGGCCAGGCAGAAAGAUUUGUGGAUAGAUUCAAGAGAGCUCUAAUGAAGUCGAAAGGAGAGGGGACGCCAGUAGAAACACUGUAGAAUUUCUUGUUUGUUUACCGAACAACACCUAAUGAUGUGCUACUACAGCAGAAGUCCCCGGCAGAGAUCCUGAUGGGAAGGAAAUUGAGGACGAUCCAUAAUCUGGUGUGCCCAAGAACCAAACCACCACCAUCUCAGACCAAAUCUCAGAAGCUUCCAGCGUACGAGGUCUGAUGCCCGGUGUUCGUUCGAGACUACAGAGCAAAUCAUGGUCCUUGGAUCGAAGCACGUGUGGUUGGAAGACUAGACCAAGUUAUGUACGAGGUAAAGGUGGGAAGAGACACGUGGACUAGACACCGAAACCAACUAUGGAAGCGGAUAGCCCCAGACCACCCAUCAACAGGAGUAAAUCUUCCCCUCGACACCUUGCUUGAUACUUUCAACUUACCUGCAGCCCCACCACAAGGGGCUCAACAGCAAGCUGAUCCCCAUCCCAGAAGGUGGCCUCUCUGUCAGCGGCGAACUACAGUCAAGAUGCAAGUCCACCCCAGAAAAGUACGCUAUUAAAAAGGGGAGGAGUGUUGAGGACAGUAUAUCCCCAAAAUUCACAUUUGUAAUUUUAUCAUAUCGAUUAAGUGUUUAAAUAUUUGAAUGGAAGCCAAUUGAUGAACUUAUCGAUUAAAUGAUUAAAUAGCAGUCAAUUGGCGAACUUAUCGAUUAAAUAUUUGAAUGCCUGUCGAUUGAUGAACUCAAUGAGUAAUGUUUAAAAACAUUUUACUAGGACAUUAUCGAUUAUAUAUAUAUUCGUAUAUAUACGUUUUAAAUUGUGUUUGUGGGCUCGCUCGUUUUCUAGCUGUUUGCAGAAUAUAUUUUCCAUACCAA